Peronospora belbahrii is the source of this 1206-nucleotide messenger RNA. The record is from the annotation of a GenBank genome assembly. Lineage: Eukaryota; Oomycota; Peronosporomycetes; Peronosporales; Peronosporaceae.
AUGGCGUCUGUACAAACGCUGAUUCCGUUGCUAUCUGCAUCCACUUCUUCUACUAAAAGACGCUUGAAUGAAUUUACAGACGCUUCACUCUGCUCGUCUAAAAUUUCAAACAAAAAUACUGUACCCAUCGAUGUAAACGUUGCAAGUAAAGACGAGCACUGUCGUGUCGAUCUAGGCGUUAUGGAGCCAAUACAUGGCACCAUUCAAUGCGUUGAUUGUGGUGAACAGUUUAUUUUUGCAACUGAUUUGGUUGCACACAGUCAAAAAACGCAACAUCGACCGUUUGCUUGUUUAUCUGAAGGUUGUAAAAAGCGCUAUACGAAGCGUGAGCAUUUGACACGCCACGUUGAGACUGUGCACGUACGUGGUACAUUCCAAUCACUGGAACAACGUAAACCGUUUCAAUGUGAGCUUUGUGAUGCUCGAUUUACAUAUAACCAUGGACUCACACGUCAUAUUAAACGCUCGCAUCGAAAUGUAAACUUGCCAUUUGAAUGUGCCGAGUGUCUAAAGGGGUUUAAGAAAAAGAAUGAGUUUCAAGCGCACUCGUAUGUGCACACUGGUGUAUUACCUUUUGAGUGUGAAGAAUGUGGAGAACGGUUCUUAAAACGAUUUUGGCUAACACGGCACCAAAGGAAGCAUGAGGCAAACAAGGAGGCAGAUACUCAAGUAUACGUGUGUGUUUGCGGUGAGAUAUGCUUUGAUGGUGAUGAGCUCAAGAGCCAUAAGCAAUCAGAGCACACGAGUGGGGAUAGGCAUGGCACUAUCGUAGACUUCGACAAGCAAGUACCGACGUAUGUGUGUCUUGUGUGUGAUCAAACUUUUAGUAGGAAGCAGUAUCUACGUGCCCAUUUGCGCACACAUUUCGAAUCGUUAGAUGAUCGCAAGCAGUACACAUGUCCGAUGGACGGCUGUGACAAGACAUACACACGCUCGUCAAAUUUGAUGACACAUUACAACGCAGUCCAUGACAUGCACAAGUCGAAGCGAUUUGCGUGUCCGCAAAAUGGCUGCACAGCACGAUUCGGCUAUAAGACGGUUCUGAAGCACCAUAUUGAAAGCAUUCACGAGAAUCCAAAGCCAUCUAUAAAGCGCAAACGCAAAUCUGUGAGUAUUUUUGAAAGAGCGCUUGGAGUGAACCAAUUUGCUGAGCAAGAACUACACGACACUGCUGUAAGCAGUGAUGUGAAAAAAGAGCUGAACUGA